Messenger RNA from Tarenaya hassleriana, 1399 nucleotides. RefSeq names its product polyamine oxidase 1-like. The transcript has 5 exons. NCBI's taxonomy places the organism in Eukaryota, Viridiplantae, Streptophyta, Magnoliopsida, Brassicales, Cleomaceae. Gene Ontology annotation, molecular function: polyamine oxidase activity. Gene Ontology annotation, biological process: polyamine catabolic process. The annotation marks the transcript as partial. The record is from RefSeq and is a predicted model, not a curated record.
UUUUCGCGCAUUAAUUUAUGGCAGGUUGUUAGGGAGGUACAACACUCGAGGAAUGGGGUCGUAGUGAAAACAGAGGAUGGUUCCGUAUACGAAGCUAAUUAUUUGAUCGUGUCUGCUAGUAUUGGAGUUCUCCAAAGCAAUCUCAUUUCCUUCAAGCCCUCUUUGCCCAGAUGGAAAACCGAAGCAUUACACAAAUGCGAUGUGAUCGUGUACACGAAGAUCUUCCUCAAGUUUCCGUACUGUUUCUGGCCUUGUGGUCCGGGUAAAGAGUUCUUCAUCUAUGCACAUGAACGACGAGGCUACUACACAUUUUGGCAGCACAUGGAAAAUGCUUAUCCAGGCUCCAAUCUUCUCGUCGUGACGUUGACCAAUGGGGAAUCCAAGCGUGUGGAAGCUCAGUCCGAUCGUGAGACUCUCAGAGAAGCAAUGUCUGUUCUAAGAGACAUGUUUGGUCCGAACAUACCCAAUGCCACAGAGAUUCUCGUCCCAAGAUGGUGGAACAACCGGUUCCAACGCGGCAGUUACAGCAAUUACCCGAUUAUUUCCGAUAACCAGCUCGCUAAAAACAUUAAAGCCCCGGUUGGCAGGAUUUUCUUCACUGGUGAACAUACGAGCGAGAAGUUCAGCGGAUAUGUUCAUGGUGGAUAUCUCGCAGGUAUCAGCACGAGUAAAUCGUUGUUGGAAGAGAUGGAGGAGAAAGAGAGACGGAACGAGAACUCCAGCUUCUUGUUAGAGCCAUUGCUUGCCUUCACCGAGUCGCUAUCUUUGACGACGCAGACCGACUCCAAAGUCUCGAACCUCCACAAAUGCGACAUCCCGAACCAGUUUUACCUCAGCCAAAAGCUCGGAAUCCCCGAGGCAAUCUUAUGACUAGAUGAACCUGAGCUCGACAACGUUUCUGACUAUUAUAUCGGCCAUGAUGAUCGUGACACCGGAUACAAACUGAAAGGAAACAUCGAUUGGAAACAAAGGUCGGAAUGGGUGAACAACUUUCCCGAAACCCGCUAUUGAAGAUGUAACGAAGCUUGCUGCAAAGAGAGAAUGACGGGAUCGGAAAGACCUAUAAGUCGAUGAAAAAUUCUCGGGAAGCCUUCCGGAACUUAGCAGUGCUAAUAACCAGCAGCUGCAAAGAAGGCUCUAAGGUUUGCUCUAUUCUUUGGGUGAGAGAGAGAUAGAAAAGAGUUGCAUUGCAUACCCAACUUCGAAAUUUAUUGCAAUUCGUACGAAGCAGCUUAACAGGUAUGAUUUGUCGAAUUAUAAUAUAGGUACUUAUACAGAAGGUUUGCCGUUUGCUAUUCAACCAUACUUGAACUAAAGUGCAAUUGUAAGAAAGCGACGACUUGUUUCAUGCAUGAACAUGAAGAACCUUUUCCAGUUAUAGGUGUCUGUAUUGUCUCCA